Molecule: messenger RNA, 745 nt
Organism: Alnus glutinosa
Lineage: Eukaryota; Viridiplantae; Streptophyta; Magnoliopsida; Fagales; Betulaceae
Product: early nodulin-like protein 19
Exons: 2
Coding region: 75-584 (169 amino acids)
Cellular component (GO): plasma membrane
Molecular function (GO): electron transfer activity
Source: RefSeq, a predicted model, not a curated record
CAAUCAAGUACACAGUCAAAAGGAAGCAAGAAGUUCUCACUCUCAUCUCAAUCAAUAAAGAAAAGCCACCAACCAUGUCCAGCUCAACCCACCUCUUCUUUUCCCUCUUGCUCUUCUUCGCCGCUUCAACCCUUUCUCCCCUCCUUGCCACCGACCACAUCGUCGGUGCCAACCGCGGCUGGAACCCCGGCAUCAACUACACCCUUUGGGCCAAUAACCACACCUUCUACGUUGGCGACCUCAUCUCGUUUAGGUACCAAAAGAACCAGUACAAUGUGUUUGAGGUAAACCAAACCGGCUAUGACAACUGCACGACUGAAUUUGCGGUGGGGAACUGGAGCAGCGGCAAAGAUUUCGUGCCCCUGAAUGAGGCGAAGAGGUAUUACUUCAUUUGCGGGAAUGGACAGUGCUACAAUGGAAUGAAGGUCUCUGUACUUGUCCAUCCUCUCCCGCCGCCCCCAUCGGCUUCUGUGGGCGUUGAGCAUCCCCCAACGAGUUCUGCUGCCUCAGUGGUUCUGGAGAGGGGGUUCGGGGUUCUGGUUGUAUCUUUUGUUGUGAUUUGUUUUGGAUCCGGGUGGAUGUAGUGCCGGAGGUUUUGGCUCUUGGCUUUGUCCCUCGUCUAGUUGAGAGGGAAGUGUAUUAUUCGUUUGUUUUAUUUUCAAAGGGGUAAAAGGACCUUAGCAGUACCUUUGUGAUUUGACGCGAUUCACGCGAAUUCAAAUAGACCGAUCGGUUUCAAAAUGAA